AUGAAGUUACCUUCGCAGGACAAUGUGGUUCAAACUGAAGAGUCAGAGGACGUUCGGAACGGUAAGGUGCUUCGGAUGGAGCUGAAAAAUUUCAUGUGCCACCGGCAUCUAGUAAUCGAGUUCAACAAGUCCGUCAAUUUGCUAGUCGGAAAGAAUGGUAGUGGCAAGAGCGCUAUUGUGGCGGCUUUGACCGUCGGUCUCGGUUGUAACGCCAUGCAGACGAACAGGGGCUCCAGUUUGAAAGAUCUCAUUAAGCAUGGCGAACCUCAAGCGGUGAUCGAGAUUCAUCUUGAAAACGGCAAUUUCAAUGGUUUCGACCAGGAGCGCUAUGGCAAUCGUAUCGUGUGCCAACGAACCAUAUAUGCAAACGGUAAGGGAUCUUACAAGCUGACGGAUGCGAACGGCCACACCAUUUCGACGAGUCGCAGCGAACUUCAGAAGAUACUGUUGGCGUUCAAUAUCCAGGUGGAUAAUCCGAUCUGUGUUUUGAACCAGGAUUUGGCACGUUCGCUGUUGAUAGACUCCGACGAGUCGAAACAGUAUAUGUUCUUCGCCAAAGCGACGCAAAUCGACGAGAUCCAGCAAAAGUUGCGGGACUGUUCGCUCAUAACGCAACGGGCGCGCCGCGUACUUUCUGUGCGGGAAAAAGGCAUCGAAUAUCUACACCAAGAGGUGGAGACGCUGGAGGGAAAGUUUCGUCGUUUAGAGGUUACAGAGCUGUUGUCCGCUUUGUUAAAGAACCUGCAGGCACAACUCGCAUGGCGAUGCGUGACGGAUAAAGAGCGGAAACUGACCGAGAUAGACCAGGAGCUCGAGAGGAUUCGUGCUUCGAUCGAAAAACGGAAAGCUCAAAUCGACAAAAGAGGAGCACUCGUCGAAGAAACGAACCGUACGGUGCAGAUGCUCAGUACUGAUAUUGAAGCGAAGAAAAUUGAGCUAGCGAACCUGAGAACAGAGUACAUGCAGUUUCGAAAGGCGAUGCAAGUUGCGCUAACCGAACAAGAGAACAUUGAACUACUGAAGCAAAACACAUCAGACAAACUUGAACGGCUACUGGAAGAGAUGUAUGACGUGGAGCAGGAGCUAAAUAAUCGUAGCCAAAGCGAUGUAAACCAGGAGCAGGAGAAAGAAGAAAUGGCACUGCGCGAGCGGCUAGAAGAACUGGUCGAACAGAUCGAGAAGAUUGAAGAAGAGUUGGAGAAGAUGCAUAUCGCCGUAAUGGAGCUGGAUGAUACCCGUGCUCAGCGUCGCCACGAGAGGUUAGCUAAACAUUCCAAGGUUAUGCGACUCGAAGAAGAACUAGAACAGCUGAAAAAAUCCCCAGACAACAAGCUGACCUGUUAUGGGCAUAACAUGCCGGCACUAGAUGCACGCAUUCGCCAGCUGUAUCGGGAGGGUAAGUUUUCCGAGCUACCGCGUGGCCCACUUGGCCAGUACAUCGAGGUUCGUGACCGGAAAUGGGCAUCGAUCGUUGAAAUUGCACUGGGUAGUAGGAUUCUUUCGGCGUUCUUUGUGGCCACAUCGCAAGACUGGCGAACAUUGAAUGAGCUGCUAGAGCGUGAAUUUCCCAAUUUGCAUAAACGUACCAUCCUCACGGGACGCUUCGUCAAAGAGUUGUACGAUGUAGAGCAACAGUGUGUGCAGGAGCUGGAUGGAACGCAUUUACUGAUGAAUCUUAUCAAGGUCGCGGAUCCGGUCGUGAUGAAUCGAUUAAUCGACAGCGCAGCAAUUGAUACGAUUCUGGUUACCGAGCAGCAAAGGAUUGCGAUCCAGCUGACAAGUGAAAAAGAAACUGUACCUAACAACCUAACCAAGGUGAUCGUGAGGGAUCCGUGUGUGGAAUUCUACCCGAAACCUAUAUACCGCAGCUAUGCAAAGAUGUUCGUACAGUCGCGCUAUCUACAGGUCAGCAUGGACGAGCUGAGACAACGGACGGAGCAGCACUAUGAAGUGAUGCAACAUGAACUUAGGCAGUUGAAGGUCGCCGAAGACCAAGCACACAAGGCCCAUGGAAAACAAAUCCGAUGGCUACGUCUACGGGAGCAACAUUUGAGCAAAUUGCGCAAUGCGAAAUACCUAGCAGAACAGCGUCUGGACGAGUUGGUAGCGUCGAUGCUCAUGCGCCAGAAAAAGCCAGAGGAAUCGACAUUGCGUUGGGAACUGGAAGCACUUCAAACGGAAUCCGCGGAAUUACGCGAGAAGUUGGACAUGCAACAGUACCGUCUAGAUGCGAGCCAAUCGGAGGUUCACGCUCAAAAGGACGAAGUACUGAAGAAGAAGAAGGCAAUGGCCGACACCGAGCGUAUGAUUCAUGCCAUUCAACGGCACAUCGAAGAUGAGCAGCAAAAACGUGAGGAUCUGCGGACGACCGAGCAGAUGAAUUUGCGAGAGUUGCAGCGUUGUGAGGAAGGAAUGCGCGAACGGAUGGCAGUGCGAAGUGUCGUAGCGGAAGCAGUCGAACAAGCCCGUGCAGAAGCACUGACCUUGGGUAGCCGCGUUGAGACGACGGAAACGACGGAGCAACUGAAGCGGCAAAUAUCUUCUACCGAAAAACGCAUUCGGAAAAUGUUGCGAACUAGCGACAUCAUCGAAGAUGUAAAAUUUCAACUGGAUCUGAAGAUAAAAGAAUGGGAAGAAGCAAAGCAAUAUACGGGAAAGCUUCGGGACAUCAUAUCCUUGCUAAACAAAACACGCAAAUCCCGCUACGCAUACUUGGAUAAGCUAAUCUCGCACAUGUCUCUGCGUGUGAAGCACAAAUUUAAGCACAUCAUGCAGGUAGGACACUUCGCCCGUAAGAAGAUCCACAUUGAUUGUGAAGCCGGUACACUGGAGUUAGAUGUCGUGCCACGUGCUACGAACGUGCAGGAUGCAGUUUGCACGACAAAUGCACUGUCAGGCGGUGAGCGAUCUUAUACGACCGUGGCAUUCCUCAUUGCACUGUGGUCAUGCAUCGAUUCCCCCUUCUUCGUUUUGGACGAGUACGACGUGUUCACCGAUAAGAUCAACCGGCACUUCAUGACAAAUUUACUGCUAGAUGAAGCAAAGAAAAAACCGGAUCGCCAGUUCUGCUUUCUCACGCCACAGGAAGUGGAUGGAUUGGAGGCCGCUAGGAAUCUAACGAUACACCGGUAA
Molecule: messenger RNA, 3132 nt
Organism: Anopheles darlingi
Lineage: Eukaryota; Metazoa; Arthropoda; Insecta; Diptera; Culicidae
Product: structural maintenance of chromosomes protein 6-like
Exons: 5
Coding region: 1-3132 (1043 amino acids)
Biological process (GO): double-strand break repair via homologous recombination
Cellular component (GO): Smc5-Smc6 complex; nucleus; site of double-strand break
Molecular function (GO): damaged DNA binding; single-stranded DNA binding
Source: RefSeq, a predicted model, not a curated record